Salvia miltiorrhiza (redroot sage) is the source of this 839-nucleotide messenger RNA. RefSeq lists its product as uncharacterized. Lineage: Eukaryota; Viridiplantae; Streptophyta; Magnoliopsida; Lamiales; Lamiaceae. The transcript has a single exon. The record is from RefSeq and is a predicted model, not a curated record. Bases 269 to 736 code for a protein of 155 amino acids.
GAAUAUCUUAAUAACAACCAAUUAUAUAAAUAAUAAACUUGGUAUGUAUAUAAAUGAAUUUAGGCUUAUCUCAUUCCAAAAAAAAAAAGGAUUAUAUUUUUCCUGUUGGCAACAAACAGGCCCCUGGCCCUAUCUAUCUCUAGUGUAAAAUGCCGAAAUCACGUGGUUUAGCAAUCCUGAAAUUGGUGUCGUUGAAAGUGGAUAAGGUGACCAAUAAUAAACAAAAUUUCAUCGGAAAAGCUUAAGCUCAACAGCAAAUCGUCUCCAAAUGAUGCUGUUACAAUUUUCGCCUUGGUCGCCGCCGGCAACCAGCCACCAUAAAUUCACCAAAUUGAGGCAGCCGCCAAUGCUCAAAGUACAGGGCAUGGCCAAGGAGAGCGGCGUCACCGCCGUAGAGGCCGGCGCCAUCGUGGGCGGACUAGUGGCGACGCCGGUGAUCGGUUGGUCCCUUUACACGCUGAAGACAACUGGGUGCGGACUUCCGCCCGGGCCAGCGGGGUCUAUAGGCGCACUUGAAGGAGUGAGCUACCUGGUGGUGGUGGGCAUUGUGGCGUGGUCGCUCUACACCAAGACCAAGACGGGCUCGGGCCUCCCCAACGGGCCCUUUGGCCUAUUGGGAGCUGUUGAGGGCCUCUCCUAUCUCUCCUUCUUAGCCAUCAUCCUUGUCUUUGCUUUCCAAUUCUUUCAGCAGGGAUCCAUUCCCGGCCCGCUUCCUACUGCUCAAUGCUUUGGUUAAUAAGGAUUUAUCUUUCUAUCUAAUUUUGAAAUCCACAACCUUGUAUUGUAUGCUCGCUAAAUGCAAUGGAAAUAAUCAAAUAAUCAGCCUUCAACUUCACAAA